Molecule: messenger RNA, 3038 nt
Organism: Sycon ciliatum
Lineage: Eukaryota; Metazoa; Porifera; Calcarea; Leucosolenida; Sycettidae
Product: TRAF3-interacting protein 1-like
Exons: 18
Coding region: 356-2152 (598 amino acids)
Biological process (GO): cilium assembly; regulation of microtubule cytoskeleton organization; intraciliary transport
Cellular component (GO): axoneme; intraciliary transport particle B; centrosome
Molecular function (GO): microtubule binding
Source: RefSeq, a predicted model, not a curated record
GCCAGACUGGGCCUGGGAAAGCAACAAAAAACUUGAAGGCACAGAAUGGGAGAGACGUACAUGAUUGCAUUCUGUCCGUGCAGGAGAGAGGUGCAGCUCAAGCUAAAGUGCUUCCUUCUGCCUGGUGCAGCCGUGUCAGUGGCGGCCACAGUUUGGUAGAUCACGACGUGCUGGUGCUGGCGCUGGGCUAGGCUAGGCCGGUGUAUGCACAGUCCCACUCAUGAACUCAGUGGAUACCGUUCAAACGAAAGUUUAGCGUUAGCAUCUUGCACCAUUCACUUGUACAUCGAAGUGUUCGUGAGUCGUAAGCAAUAAUCAGCGGGAAGACCUUGCGGGCUGGGUCGUCCGCUCGACAAUGGCGUCGCUUGAGGAGACUGUGAAGCGGACGCAGGAUAUGUUCAAGGAGUUGAUUCGCAAGCCGCCCUUGACGGACAAGCUGCUGUCGCGGCCGCCAUUUCGUUACCUGCAUGACGUGUUGAUGGAGCUUGGACGCAAGCACAAGUUUCUGAAGGGACUCUACUCAGGUGCAGAGCUGGACUCUGAACAAUUGAAGGAAAAAGAAGCCAAGCUUGCAUUCUUACAGAAGAGUAUCGAUGCAGUUUCAAUCAUACAAGGCGCACCGGUAUUAUGCAAGGCAGCAAAGAUGAUCUCCGGUCAAGAUGCGGACAAGACUAACGAGUUCCUGCAGCAGAUGGCGCAGUGCAUUAUCACUAAGAAAGACAGCUCCGAUGCAGUCAAACAGGUAUUGGCCGGAAAGGGAGCAAAGAGCAAAGAGCCAUCAAAGGCAAAAGAGUCAUCGUCACGUGACAAGAAGAGCAAAAGCACCAAAGAACCCACAGGAACCGCGGAAGCAGCAGCGGCGGCGGCGCCAUCGACGGUGGCAGAGGCCGCUGCCGCCGUGGCUGCGGGCGAGGACGCUGGUGCAGCACGCGAAGGCAGGAGAACAAAACGCCCAAAGGAGGACGAGAGCAAGGCGUCCAAAUCCCGAGACAAAGACAAGGAGAGAAGAAGAGAGGGCAAGUCGAAGGACGCCGGCGAAUCCCACGGCAAAAAGGAAGAAGGGAAACAGGAUGACUCUCAACAAGACAGUCGACCGAGCAGAGACGAGGACAAAGAACGGCGCCGCAGGGAACGCAAGGAGCGAGAGCGAGCAAAAGAGGGCAAGAAGAAGGAAGAAGAGGUCGACGAGAAGACAGCAGCGGCGGCAGCGGCAGUAGCAGCCGAGGGAGCAUCAGCAGACGGAGGUGAGAGACCGCCGUCGCCAAAAUCUUCCCGGCGUGGGAGACAGGAGGCCGAUAAGCCAUCUCCCCCGACCGGGAAGAAAUCUGGCGAUGCGACCGGCAUUCAGGAACCCGACUUCCUUCGGCCACCACUCCCACCAGGACAGCGUAGCUCAGGGAGUGGCAAGCAGCAACAGCAGCAGCAACAGCAGCGAGGACCUGGUCGACCCAGCAGUGCACGUCCAGCUCCUCCUAAGGUCCGCUCUCGACAGGACUCGGCAGGGUCUGAGGACGCCUUGUCCAGAGUCAGCUCCAACGUAACCGUCCAGCAGCCACCAUUGGUUGUGGACAACAACGACGACGAUGACGACAACGAAGAUAUGUUCGUGGUGGACUCUGCUGUAGCGCCGAGUGUCGAGGAACAACCGACUGGACCUACGCUAGAUGUCAGUGACGAUCCUUCGGAGCAUGGUAUGCUUGUGCGAAAGAUUCUGGAUACGCGGAAAGAACAGGAGCAAAGUCUUGCCAAGUCCGCUCCAGCACAGGAAUCUGCCGCCAGCAUAGCACAACGGAGAAAGCGAAAAGAGAAAACCGAGAAAGAGGUUGCCUCUCUGCGAGAAAGUGUACAGGCGCUGUGCCGUAGCGCUAACCCGCUUGCUAAAACCGUGGAUUCUAUCCAGGAGGACGUGGAGAGCAUGCUCCGGGAGCUGGAUCACUGGCAGGAACAAGGACAGGUCAACUCGGCGGAUCUCAUCAAAGAGAAAGAAUUAACCGAGAGUGAACUGGAACCUCUGAGACAGAACCUGACUGAUUUGGAGGCAAGCGUACUUGAAAAGAUGGAUUUGAUUUCAGUGCUGAAGGCUAACAUUGCCAAGAAUGACCAGCAGAUCAACCAAUUGGUCAGCGGAAUAGCGUUGUCGAGCCGCCAGUGAUGCAGCAUGAAUGCAGUGCGCUAUCGGCGGUGUAGCAGUGUCUAGGCCCGGCAUGCACCUCACAGCUGUGCCAAGUGUAGUCAGGCCUAUAGCGUGGAGAAGGGACCUUCAUUGUACCCAACUAUCCAUGCCCUGUACAAGAGUGGCUGUAUGUGUGCUACCGAAGGCUGGCCAGACCAUGGUGCAAUUAAAGUAGCUCGCUAUGUCAUCCGCCUAAUUGUUUUGCCAGUAGCCCGUCAUGCUAUGGCAUCGCCGACCAAGCACUGGCUUGCCCACCAACUGCUGAUAUGAGUAUAUAACACAAGCCUGUUGAACGCCGCUGCCGCACAUCCCGGGACAAUCAAGCGUGUACGUGAAGAUACCGUGAUAACAAGUGUACUCCGACUGCUACUGGUACAAACAUGUCACUGUAUGCGCAUGGCAGCCGUGUUGCCUUCCAUCCAGGCAGGAUCGCAAACACAAAUAGAAUGAUAACAAAUAACAACAAUAACAAUAACAGCACGUUUGGAAAAGUUUUGGGGGAAAUUUUGCAUUUCUGGACCAAGCCAGGGCCAAUGAAAUUCACGUCAGAUUCCUGCCUUGAGAUGCUUAUUAUUAUUAUACUAUUACCCCGUGUCACGUACAAGGCACUGUGCCAGGGUGGGGUGCCUAUGAUUUGUGUGCAAAAUAGAAUAUUUUUUGGCUGAAAAACAAUCAAAACGAGCGAAUUGUACAUGUACAUAACAACGCUCAAUGGCAGUGUUGUAGAGAAUGUCUCCGGUAUGUACGUUCACGAAUAUGUGGCUCAAAUCAUAAAAGCUGAACUGGAUUACUUGCCGAACAGUGCGACUUGUACUCCGUUGUAUUGCAGCUCACUGGUAUUGUGAAUGCGGGAUGUUGCUUUGGA